Molecule: messenger RNA, 430 nt
Organism: Elephantulus edwardii (Cape elephant shrew)
Lineage: Eukaryota; Metazoa; Chordata; Mammalia; Macroscelidea; Macroscelididae
Gene: RAB42
Product: RAB42, member RAS oncogene family
Exons: 1
Coding region: 110-430 (106 amino acids)
Molecular function (GO): GTP binding; GTPase activity
Source: RefSeq, a predicted model, not a curated record
CAGGUGCAUCACCAGGUCCUUUUACCGGAAUGUGGUGGGUGUCCUGCUAGUCUUUGACGUGACAAAUAGGACAUCUUUCGAACACAUCCGAGACUGGCAUCAGGAGGUCAUGGCCAGCCAGGGCCCAGACAAGGCAGUCUUCCUGCUAGUUGGCCAUAAGAGUGACCUGCAGAGUGCCCGCUGUGUCUCGGCUCAGGAGGCAGAGGAGCUGGCCGCCUCCCUGGGCAUCAUGGCCUUUGUGGAGACCUCAGCCAGAAACAACAGCAAUGUGGACCUGGCCUUUGACAUCCUCGCUGAUGCCAUCCAGCAAGCCCUACAGCAGGGGGACAUCAAACUGGAAGAAGACUGGGGGGGCAUCCGCCUCAUUUACAAGACCCAGAGCCCUGGGCCCCCCAGCAGGAAGCAGCACCCAGGCCCAUGCCAAUGUUGA